AUGAAUGCCUUCCUGAGCGAAAGGUAUCGGACAUUGGAAGCCAUCGAAGAUAUGAAACCGACUCAGGCAGUUCCAAAAAGGCUUCAAUCCUUCGAGACAAAGCAACCUCCGAGACCCUCCAGCAGAAAUGCAUCGGCAAGCACCUCAGCGGUGCAAACUUUUUUCGCGUCCGGCAGUUCAGCCGUCCUACUGAGCACAGCGAUCAUUGACGUGUGCCAUUUGGGGACGAACUACCGAGCCCGAGCCUUAAUCGACUCGGGAUCCGAGGCGACGUUCAUUUCAGAGCGCCUGUUCAACCUCAUCAAGUUGCCAUUCCGCAACACCCAGACCCAUGUCUCCGGGUUAAAUCAUUCGGUCUCCGCGAAAUCCUCGAAGCUGUGUCACUUCGGGAUUCGCUCUCCUACUAAGCCAGGUCUACAGUUAGACACUGAAGCGUACGUCCUUCCGGAGCUCUCAGGCAAACUGCCCUCCUAUCCGAUCCCUCGGAAUUCUUUGAAGGACCUGCCCGCACUCCGCUGGGCAGAUCCUACCUUUUUUGAGAGCUCUCAAAUUGAUGUACUGAUCGGGGCUGACAUUCUACCAUCCAUAAUGAUGGAUGGCACCCGACAAAAUAUUUGCGGCUCGCUCCUGGGCCAAGAAACUAUUUUCGGGUGGGUGCUAACGGGGCCGAUUUCCAAGGGUAAACCGAAACGGGUCGCAUCCUUCACGACCCAGGUGCACCAAAUAGGCGACCCUGAUUCGCUCGACACGCUUCUCAGCAAGUUCUGGGAGGUGGAGGAUCUACCAGUAAAGAUGGUAAAAGAGUCGGACUCCUAUUGUGAAAGGAACUUCCUCCAAACAACAACAAAAGACGCAAGCGGGAGGUACGUGGUGACGCUCCCGUUCCGGGACCCCGAGAAUACCGGUUCCGAUUUAGGAUAUUCAAGGUCCAUUGCGUUAGCUCAGUUUCUUAGAAACGAAAAUCGUUUAAAAAGAGACUUCCCCUUAAAAGAGCAAUAUGACAGCGUGAUCCAGGAGUACCUGGAUCUGGGUCAUAUGAAAGAAGUUCCGCCGACUCACAAUUCUCCCUCGUAUCAUCUUCCUCAUCACGCGGUAGUUAAGCCCGAAAGCACCACUACAAAGCUUCGCGUUGUAUUCAACGCUUCAAGUCCGUCGGCAAAUGGGACCAGCUUAAAUGAUAUCUUUCAUGCUGGUCCAGUCUUACAAUCCGAUCUAACGAUCCAGGUCCUGAAAUGGCGUUAUUUUCAAUACGUCUUCAGUGCAGACAUUACGAAAAUGUAUCGUCAGAUCUGGGUCGAUCCAAAACAUACCCCGUUUCAAAGAAUGCUGUUCCGAAACAAGGAAGGAGAUAUCCGAGACUUUGAACUAAAAACAGUUACCUUCGGGGUCAACUGCGCCCCCUUCCUCGCCAUUCGAGUCUUGCAACAGCUGGCAGAGGAUAUCCAAGCGCCAUUUCCAAAUGCCAGCCGCAUCAUCCAGCAGCACAUGUACGUCGACGACGUUCUGGCAGGGGCGAAUUCCGUAAACGAAGCCCAAAGUUCGAUUCGAGAGUUGCAAGCAGCCCUAAGUGCCUCCGGGUUUCCGCUAAGAAAGUGGACCUCGAACAACAAAAGCGUCCUUAAAGACGUCCCGGCCGAACACCUCCUUCAUAGCGAGUUCCUCGACAUCGAUGCCGAAAGCACGGCCAAGAAGCUCGGUAUUCGGUGGAGGGCAAAGUCCGACGAAUUUUAUUUCGUUCCCCCCGAAAUAGUUGUGGAACCCUCCUAUACAAAGCGGGAAGUUUUGUCCCAAAUCGCUAGGUUGUUCGAUACUGCCGGGUGGCUCGCGCCGUUCAUAAUCCGUUCAAAAAUGUUCAUGCAGGAGAUUUGGUUGCAGAACUUAGGCUGGGACGAUAAGCUUCCCACUGAAAUGAGUCAGCGGUGGCAAUCGUUUUUAGACGAGUAUUCCGACCUCAACCAGAUCCGCGUUCCGAGAUGGAUCUGGUACCAGCCUGAGGUAAUCAUAGAGCACCACGGUUUCUGUGACGCGUCUCAGAGAGCCUAUGGAGCGGCUAUAUACAUCCGCGUCGAGAUGGGGGAAAGGAUCCUGACUCGCCUGCUUACAGCCAAAACACGAGUGGCCCCGGUAAAAACCGUCUCCCUUCCUCGGCUAGAGCUCUGUGGUGCCGUGCUGUUAACCGAAAUGGUGACAGCAAUCCUUCCGCACAUGCCCUCCGCCAAUUCAGAUAUCCGCUGCUGGACAGAUUCCACAAUCGUCUUAGCCUGGCUACGAAAGCCUGCGUGCAACUGGACCACAUUUGUGGCCAACAGAGUUGCCAAGAUCACGCAGGCGACGCCAGUCGACUGUUGGGCACACGUUCGCUCAGAACAAAAUUCCGCCGAUCUAGCCAGUCGAGGCGUAUCCCUACAUGAAUUGGCAGAAAACCAUCUCUGGUGGCACGGACCAGAGUGGCUGCAAGGGCCACGAGAGCUAUGGCCAGCACAAAGCGACACUCUUCCAGUGACAGAACUAAAACAGCGCGCGGUCAAAGUGCAUUUUGUCAAGGCCCCGUCCAUCGACUUUCUCGAACGUUUCUCCAAAUUGGACAAGGCCCUGCGAGUUCUGGUCUAUGUUCAACGCUUCCUUAAACGCUGCCGCAAAGAUUUGCUGGCCCUCACACCAGGCCAUUUCCUCAUUGGAGGGCCGUUGCUUUCCACGGCGGAACCCGAGAUAAAGGGCGAAGCCAAGUCUAUAAUAAAUCGAUGGCAACACCUCAAGGCACAACAUCAGCAGUUUAGUGCACGGCGGAAAGAGGAGUAUCUUAAAGAACUCCAUAAACGUAACAAAUGGCAAUUUCCGACCAGGAACCUCCAAGCCGACGAUAUGGUAGUUGUCAAGGAGGACAAUCUACCACCGAACGAAUGGCGGCUCGGCAGAAUCGUUUCUGCCUUUCCAGGAGCCGACGACCGCAUUCGAGUCGUUGAGAUCCGUACGUCUCGCGGCACCAUAAAACGCCCUGUCCACAAGGUUAUUCUUCUACUGAUGGAGGACAAAGAGUCCUCCGUUCCUAGGGAUUAG
This is a messenger RNA of Drosophila santomea, 3057 nucleotides long. RefSeq lists its product as uncharacterized. Gene Ontology annotation, molecular function: aspartic-type endopeptidase activity. The transcript has 3 exons. The record is from RefSeq and is a predicted model, not a curated record. The coding region runs from base 1 to 3057 and encodes 1018 amino acids. Gene Ontology annotation, biological process: proteolysis. NCBI's taxonomy places the organism in Eukaryota, Metazoa, Arthropoda, Insecta, Diptera, Drosophilidae.